Messenger RNA from Saccostrea cuccullata (small rock oyster), 4521 nucleotides. RefSeq names its product fibrillin-1-like. The transcript has 24 exons. Gene Ontology annotation, molecular function: calcium ion binding. NCBI's taxonomy places the organism in Eukaryota, Metazoa, Mollusca, Bivalvia, Ostreida, Ostreidae. Bases 92 to 4444 code for a protein of 1450 amino acids. The record is from RefSeq and is a predicted model, not a curated record.
CUUUAGGGCGGGCUGGGAACAUCUGAUCACGAACAGUCACGCGACCUUAGCCAGCUCUCAGUUAGACUACGCAUUGGAAGCGGUACCCUUUAUGAUGAGAUCUACCAUUAUGUGGACUCUAAUAGCGUGUCUUUGUACAUUGGCAAUUUCUGGAACCGAGUCCCAGUCAUUCUCGGAGCGCAGUUUGAGGCCGGAGAGCGCCGCCCUUGUGCAGUCUUUCAGGAAGUAUCUGGCGGGGGUAGAAAGGAAAAGACGGGAUGAAUUAGAGCGGGAUGGAAGAGCGAUCUCUAACUCAACACAAAAUCCAUUAAGCAGUCUUCUCUGUACGGAUAGGAAAGAUUGCGGGAACAUCAUUCAAAACUUUGGUCUCUAUCUGGAUCCCAAAUCAGCUCUGCGCAUGUGUAAAACUGGCCCAAAAGGUUCCCAACGAAUUCUUAUCCAGAGUAAUUACGACACAUCCCCAUACUGUCAGUACCUGCAGUCCCACUUCAAUAUCUGUGAAAACAAGACCGCGGUAAUGGAAAUCGGGUGUCAGUUUACUUGUGAGAAAUGCAAGGUUUGCGAUGACGACGAAUGUAAAUGCAGCAAGUACUCUAAGGGUAAAUACGUGGACGGACGCUACGUGUGUAAAUGUGACAAAGGAUUCCGUGGAGACGGCUUCACCUGCCUAAAUAUAGACGAAUGUAAAGAGGGGUUGGACGACUGCCACGAUACACGAGCUCACUGUACUGACCUGACACCUUUCUGGAAAUGUUACUGUAAGACGGGGUACAGCGGAGACGGCAAAACCUGCGAAGAUGUGGAUGAGUGCAUCAAGAAGGCUUUCCCUCCAAACAAAGAGUGUGACGAAUACGCUAACUGUACAAACACGGUGGGGAGUUACUACUGUACCUGUAAAACAGGCUUCACAGGAGAUGGAUACUUCUGUAACGAUAAAGACGAGUGUGAUUUAGGAGAGGACUCGUGUGCACGUGAUUCCGAUGACACCAGGAUUGCUAAAUGUACAAACACCUUUGGUUCCUAUAAAUGUUCCUGUCAUAUAGGAUACAAGGACAUGGGCAAAGACGGAAGACAGUGUGUUGAUCGUAAUGAAUGCACAGAAGGAGGACACAACUGUCAUAAGAACGGGUUCUGUAAGAACACCAUUGGUUCCUUUACGUGUGAAUGUAACAAGGGAUACGAGGGAGAUGGAGUGCGUUGUCUCUGGUCUAAUCCAUGUCUUCCACUCGGCAAAAAUAACUGUCAUUCAAAGGCUGAGUGUAUCGCUGAUCUUGAAAACCAUAAUUACACCUGUGAAUGUAAUGAAGGAUACAGGAGCACUGGCAAAGAUUCUUUGCCUGGUAGAAAUUGUGACAACAUCAAUGAGUGUACAGAUGGAACUCACAAGUGUGACAGGAGCCUCGUCAGGGCUACGUGUACAGAUACAGAGGGAAGCUACAAAUGUUCUUGUAACAAAGGCUGGCAGGGAAACGGUUCUCCAAACUGUACCGACGUGAAUGAAUGCUUCGUUAAUACACACAACUGUGUAGGAUUAGCAAUGUGUGUGAAUACCCCGGGCUCCUUUAGAUGUACAUGUCCCAAAGGUUACGCUUUGGCUGCAAACAAACGAAGUUGUGUUGAUAUUAACGAGUGUGCUCUGGGUACAGAUAAUUGUCAUAGUUUAGCGACCUGUAAGAACACGGUUGGUUCCUUUACCUGUACAUGCAAAACAGGCUACGAGGGAUCUGGAACAAUGUGUAGAGACAUUGACGAGUGCAAACGAGGUCUGGAUAAUUGUGACUCGCGCGCCACUUGCACCAACACCCAGGGUUCCUACACAUGUGCAUGUAAGAUAGGAUUUGCAGGAAAUGGAUUCAAUUGUACAGAUAUUGAUGAAUGUAAACUCGGAACACACAGUUGCAACACGACAUACACAACCUGUAAAAACACAAUUGGAUCAUAUCGCUGCCAGUGUAACACUGGAUUUGAACCUGAUGGAAAUGAUUGUAAAGAUAUUAAUGAAUGUGGAAGAAACACCCAUUCGUGUUCGAAAUACGCUUCUUGUCAGAACACUUGGGGUUCGUACCAAUGUCAGUGCCGAGUGGGAUUCACAGGAAAUGGCUGGAACUGUAGAGAUGUUGACGAAUGUGUGAAGGGAACAGACACUUGUCCUGAGCCAGAAGAAGGAGUGUGUACCAACACUAUAGGGUCCUACAAAUGCUCGUGUAUCACAGGAUACGACUACAAGAAUAAUAAAUGCAUAGAUAUCGACGAGUGUGUCCGAGGUACCCACAACUGCACAGGGCCUUCUCGCUGUAAUAACACUAUAGGGUCCUUUAGAUGUGAAUGUCACACUGGGUAUGAGCUGAAGGGUGGGAAAUGUGUUGAUAUUAAUGAAUGUUUGAGAAAAACGGACAGUUGUGAUAAGGGUCCGGGAUAUUCUACGUGUACGAAUACGAUUGGAUCAUAUACAUGUAAAUGUAACUCUGGAUUUGAAGGAAACGGAUUUAUUUGUAAAGAUGUAAAUGAAUGUGACAGAGGAAGCGACAAAUGUCAUGACAAAGCUGAUUGUAUCAACACGAUUGGUUCCUAUAACUGUUCAUGUAUAACAGGAUAUGAAGGCGACGGAUUCCUCUGCAAAAAUAUUGAUGAGUGUAGAAGAGGGACACAUACAUGCGAUAAGAGGACUUCCCCCAAACGAGCAACAUGUACAGAUACGCCGGGGUCUUUUACUUGCAAAUGUAACACUGGGUUUACUGGAGAUGGAAAGAAUUGCCGAGAUAUCAACGAAUGUGACCCGUAUAUUAAUACACACAACUGUCAUCGUCCACACGCUGAAUGUGCCAACACAAUCGGAAGCUUCACCUGUAAAUGUAAAAAGGGAUUCCGAGGAGACGGCUACACCUGUAAAGAUAUUGACGAAUGUAAAGAGAACACACAUAAUUGUCACAGACCCCACGCCAUGUGUGACAAUACCAUUGGUUCCUUCAAAUGUAAAUGUAAGGUUGGAUAUAGAGGGGAUGGAUUCACAUGUACACCCGUUAAACAUUGUCUGGAGGGAACAGAUAAGUGUAGUAAAUAUGCCAAAUGUACAGAUCUUGUCAAAGGAGGGGAUUACAGCUGUGAUUGUAACUUUGGUUUCUUUGGGAGUGGAAAAACAUGCACUGGAAGUCGAGGAAAACGAUUUGUUGUUCUCUUCAUGAAAAAUAUAAUGGAUCCUACACAAACAAGCCCUGGCCCCAAGCACGCACAGAUUUACAUAGCGUCAAUUGAUAAGACCGAUCUCAAAGUCUCUACAUCUGCAGCAUUGACUUCGAAAUUAAAAACCAAAAUAGACAUGAGAGAAUCAAUGAAAUCAAAUUCUGAGAAGAUAAUCACCAUACCCUUUGAAAUUAGAGUCAACGAUUUUCAAGUAGAAAACAGGGGAAUCAUAGUAGAGACAACUAAAAGUACUUCUGUAUUUGCUCUGAAUCAUGACGGUUAUACAUCUGACAGCACUCUUAUCCUGCCCACGGACAGACUUGGGACAAAGUACAUUGUACCAACAACAGUUCCUUACGAUAGCCGGCACACUGACUACAACAGCCAGAUAGCCUUUGCAGCAGUUGAAGACCAAACGCGUGUAACUAUCGUUCUAAAACUCCCAGUAGGACAGUCCAUUAGCUAUCUUGGAAAGAGGUAUACGGACGGAGGUAGAAUCAUUGUGAAUUUGAACAAGUUCCAAACUUUCCAGCUAUCGCACAAUGGUGAUCUGACUGGAACCAGGAUUUCUUCAAGUAAAAUUGUUGCAGUUUUCUCUGGAAAUCGAUGUAACAAACUAAAUCGAUUCGGCUACUGUAGUCAUUUGGUGGAGCAAAUCCCUCCAGUGGAAAGUCUAGAUACAACAUAUGUGGUUCCCCCACAUGUGGAGAGAAGUGGAACUCAUGUCAAAGUGGUGGCUGCUCACACAGGUUCCACAACCUUCUCAUAUUCUGUGGACAAAUCGAAAAAAUCAACAACUAUAGGCACAUAUGGUAACUUUGAUAAAAUUGUUACUGGUAGACAAGCGGUCGUCAUCGAGGCUAAGCGACAGGUGCUUGUUUUGAGUUUUGGUCUUGGGGCAUUUAGGUCAAAGAACGGAGAUCCCUACAUGACAAUGGUACCUGGGGUAAACCAGUAUGUUCAUCAAUACCACAUCGCUGUCCCAGAUGGAUUUGCUAAAAACUAUAUCGCUAUUAUUGUGAGGAAAAGUUCCAAGAAUAACUUACGAGUAGACAAUGCCAGCAUAAAUUCUUCGGAUGUCGUGUCGCAGAGUACUGUCAGUGUCGGAGGCACAGAGUAUGUAGCAAUGGCUGUCAGUAUCACCAAGGGUGUGCACCGAGUGGAGACCACAGACAAAUCACGGUUCGGUCUAAUGGUUUAUGGACAUGGUCAAGAUGAUGGGUACGGUUUCGCUGCUAACAUUCUUGGUCCUGGAAAAAUCUGAAAAUAAAGAUAACAAUCUCGAAUUCAUUCAGGGUGUACUUUGAAUUCAAAUUUCUUGAAUAAAUAGGCAAAAUUAUA